Molecule: messenger RNA, 3612 nt
Organism: Penicillium arizonense
Lineage: Eukaryota; Fungi; Ascomycota; Eurotiomycetes; Eurotiales; Aspergillaceae
Product: bifunctional urea carboxylase/allophanate hydrolase
Exons: 15
Coding region: 1-3612 (1203 amino acids)
Molecular function (GO): metal ion binding; ATP binding
Source: RefSeq, a predicted model, not a curated record
AUGGAGAAAUUGAAUACUUUGCUGAUCGCCAAUCGCGGUGAAAUCGCCGUUCGCAUCAUCAAAACCGCCAAAGAGCUAGGUGUCCGUACGAUUUCAAUCUACACGGCCGCCGACGCAACCUCGCAACACGUUCGGGCGGCAGAUGAAGCGGUCCUACUACCGGGCGACGAUUCUACCGCAUACAUCAACGGGAAUGAAAUCAUAGAAAUCGCGCGUGCCCAUCAAGUGGAUGCCAUCAUUCCGGGCUAUGGAUUUCUGUCGGAGAACGUGGAAUUUGCCCAAGCUGUCGCCAAUGCCGGGAUGGUGUUUGUGGGCCCUAAGCCCGAAGCCAUUGAAGCUUUCGGGCUGAAGCAUCGAGCACGGGAGAUCGCUGUGGCAGCCGGCGUUCCAAUUGUCCCCGGGACACAGGGGCUGCUCGUUACAGAGGAUGAGGCAGUGGACGCGGCGAAUGAAUUAGGAUAUCCGGUCAUGCUAAAAGCCACUGGUGGCGGUGGUGGUAUGGGCUUGAUGAUAUGCAAAUCAGUGGAAGAGGUCCGAGAGUCUUUGACGCAAGUUCGCUCCCGAGGAGAAACGUUGUUCAAAAAUGCGGGCGUGUUCAUGGAGCGUUACUAUCCUGAGAGUCAUCACAUCGAGGUUCAGGUUUUUGGUAAUGGCCUGGGAGAUGCAAUUCAUAUCGGAGAGCGAGAGUGCUCAAUCCAACGCCGUCAUCAAAAGGUCGUUGAAGAGUGCCCCAGCCCAUUCGUGGAAACCCACCCAGGUCUUCGUGAAAGGCUCACCUCAGCGGCGGUUGCUUUAACCAAAUCUAUUCGCUAUGGAUCUGCAGGCACAGUCGAGUACCUAGUCGAUGACACAUCCGGAGAUUUCUUUUUCUUGGAGAUGAACACUCGACUUCAAGUCGAGCACGGUAUCACCGAGCUCUGUUACGGGCUUGAUAUUGUAAAGCUCAUGCUUCAACAAGCCGACCGGGAGUUGCGUGAUCUCGGAGGACUGGACAAGGGCUAUCUGGAAUCUUUGCAACCAGACAAGCCUUCGGGCUGUGCAAUUGAAACUCGUAUAUACGCAGAGAACCCGGCUAGAAACUAUGCUCCCUCCCCUGGAUUGCUUCAACAUGUUGAAUGGAGGGAGAUGAGCGGCACUCGAAUUGAUACCUGGGUCGUUACUGGAACUCGAAUUUCCACAUAUUACGACCCUAUGAUCGCAAAGGUCAUGGUACAUGAUUCCAACCGGACAGCAGCUAUUGAAAAAUUGGGAGAUGUCUUGUCGCAAUCGACUAUCUGUGGACCGCCGACAAAUUUGGACUUUUUGCACGCCAUCAUUAACUCCAGCAAAUUCCGCACGGGGCAUACAUUGACCAAUUUUUUAGCGGAUUUUGAGUUCACACCGGUUGCGAUCGAUGUCGUAUCACCCGUUGCCAACAUCUUGGCUGGGAAUCCUUCCAACACCGAAGGCCUGGAGAUCACAUUGAAAGGGCCGGAGCUACGUUUUCUAUCCCAUGCUUGCAUAUCUGUCUGUGGCGCUCCAAUGGAGAUGUCACUCGACGGUACCGACGUCCCAAUGUGGACACGACUCUAUGUCAAAGCCGGUCAAACCUUAUCAAUCGGAAAGCUCAAUGGAUCCGGAGGGUGUCGAGCAUAUCUCGCUGUUCGUGGAGGCUUUCCGGCAGUUGCCCCAUACUUUGGGUCAAAGUCAACCUCCCCUCUACUUGGGAUUGGUGGGUAUCAAGGAAGAGCGCUCGCCCCCGGUGAUAUGUUGGCCAUUUCGAAGCUCGAUGGAAUUGAGGCAGAGCCCGAGAUCUCUUUGCCCGCCCAUUUGCGCCCCAUAUACUCCCGUCACUGGGACAUUGAUGCCAUGGUUGGACCCUACGAUGAAGGGUAUAUCGUAUCCGAAGAUAUCGACAUGAUCUAUAAAACAGUCUGGGAUGUUUCGCAUAAUGCCACGAGAGGCGGCAUUCGCCUUGUUGGACCUAGUCCUAGAUGGGCAAGAGAAGAUGGAGGUGAGGGUGGACAGCACCCUAGCAACGUUAUUGAAUACGGUCCCUGCAUCUUCCCCGUGGACGCCCCUGAUCUUGGUGGCUUCAUUUCCUCCACGACGAUUGUGAAAGCCAGUCUAUGGCGUAUGGGUCAACUGAAAUCUGGCGACACUAUUCAAUACCGCAGAGUAUCAUUGAAAGAUGCUCUUCGUGCUCGAGUUGAGUUGGAACAGUUUUUGGAAAGUGUGUCGGCAGUUGUAGCCGGCCAAUGCGAUUUUGAUACCGUCGUGGCAAUCUCCAAUUCCACCUUGCCAGAAUCAACUGUUUCUGGAAACUGGGGAAAGGCGUUGAUUUACUGCACCGAGCUGGGUGAAUCCGGAAUUCCUAUGUCAUUCAGACAGGGUGGGGAUGAGUUCUUGUUGGUCGAAUUUGGCGAUGGGAAAUUUAACCUCAAUCAUCGCUGCCGAGUAACGGCAUUGGACCAAGCUCUCAAGAAGUCGCAAGAGUCUGACGAAGUUUUGAGACGAGCUGUGUACAAGACCACCGGAUGCUGCAAUUCGCUACUAAUCCACUACGAUGGUCUGAAGUUCUCCCAGGAUAAUCUUGUCAAACUUUUGGUAUCGUUGCAAAAAACGAUCGGCGAUCUCAGCAAUUCCAACGUCCCAAGCCGAAAGUUCCGUCUUCCCAUCUGCUUCGAAAGCCCAGCUCAGCAGGAAGCCGUCCAGCGAUACAUGGAGACACAGAGACCACAUGCUCCAUUCUUGCCGAAUAACAUGGACUUCGUGGCUAAUAUCAACGGGAUUACCUAUGAUGAAUUGGUGGAGAUUUUUCUUUCGGUCGAAUUCAUGGCUAUUUGUGUCGGGUUCUUCUGUGGUGAUACAAUAUGUCUCCCGGUCGAUCCCCGCUAUCGUUUGACAUGCCCCAAGCAGAACCCUAGUCGUGUGUACACCCCUGAAGGAAGUGUCAGCUGGGGUGGUUCAUGCAUGAACAUCUACCCCGUUGAUUCCCCUGGGGGAUAUCAGAUGACGGGCCAAACAAUCCCUUGCUUCGACCAAUUGGGAGUCAAACCCGAUUUCUCGCCAAGCCAGCCCGGUCUGUUCCGUGACUUCGACCAGAUUACAUUCUACCGAGUAGAGAAGGAAGAACUUGAGAGUGACUUGGCGCGUUUCCGGUCUGGUUGUUAUAAAUUCCAGUACGAAGAUGUCAUUUUCGAUAUGAGCGCCCACAAUCGUCUUCUUCAGCAAACUAGGGACGAAGUAGCGGCAUUCAAGUCUCGCCAAGCCACUUCACAGGUAAAAAUGUUAGCCUUGGAAAAGGAAUCAAUGGACAGGUGGAUGGCCGAGAAAGCGCAGAAUCACGUUCUUCCUGAUGAAAUUGAACUGCUGAAAGAAGACCCUGAAAUUGUGACACUGUAUGCUCCUCUCGAUGCAAACGUGUGGAAGGUUAACGUUUCAGAUGGCAACGUUAUCAGCUCUACGAAAGUUGUUGCCAUCCUUGAGGCAAUGAAAAUGGAAGUCUCCGUCUCCUAUAAUGGGGACAAGAAGGAUGGUAUUGAUCAAUCUUUUAGGAUUGAGAAAGUACUCGUCCAGCCAGGUGAUACUGUUCGGGCCGGAGAUGCGCUUGCAUUUUUGAGAAACAUCUGA